AUGCCUUUUUGGGCCGUGAAGAGUCGGUGGUUUCUAGCUGCAUGUGGCCUGAGCCAGGAGCGUCCAGAGCUUCCCCUUUCACACUUGAGCUGUAGCUGUGAUCACGGCUGGGCUCGUGUGCCGGCUGCAGAGAGAUCUCUGGGCCACCGUCUUUCCGCCUCCCGGCAGGUUUCAACCAUCCAGCAGAAGGCCCAGCCUCUGUGCUGUGACUUCAUGGGUGGAGAAGCGGGGAGGGUCUCGCCAGUUCUGUCGCCAAGUGUGCGGGGCUGGGCCUGCCCUGCAUUGGCGGGGGCGGGGGGUGGUGGAGUAGGAAAGUGA
Rangifer tarandus platyrhynchus (Svalbard reindeer) is the source of this 318-nucleotide messenger RNA. The record is from the annotation of a GenBank genome assembly. NCBI's taxonomy places the organism in Eukaryota, Metazoa, Chordata, Mammalia, Artiodactyla, Cervidae.